This is a messenger RNA of Rhinolophus ferrumequinum (greater horseshoe bat), 2475 nucleotides long. It is a transcript of the gene CYS1, whose product is annotated as cystin 1. Lineage: Eukaryota; Metazoa; Chordata; Mammalia; Chiroptera; Rhinolophidae. The transcript has 3 exons. The record is from RefSeq and is a predicted model, not a curated record. Bases 1 to 426 code for a protein of 141 amino acids.
AUGGGCAGCGGCAGCAGCCGGAGCGGCCGGGCCCUGAGGCGGCUGCGCGGCCCCGACAGCCGGCCAGCGGGGCCCAGCGGGGCGGCCUCCGAAGGCGGGACGGGGCCGCUGGUCUCGGCGACCCCGGCGGCCCGGGAGGAGGCCCCGCAGGCAGCGGCGGAGGCGGCGGAGGGUGCGGAUGGCCCGGACCCCAGCCCCGCGGCGCCCCCAGACGUCCGGGACGAAACCCUGCGCCUGCUGGACCAGCUGUUGGCCGAGUCGGCGGCCUGGGGCGCGGAGGAACUGGCCUCGCGGGGCCCGGCGCGGCCCCGACCCGCCGCUGGCGCGGGGAGCCCGGUGUCCCCUAAACAGAGUGCUGAAGGCCAUCCCGAGAGCAGCAGCGUCUCCGAGUCCCAGCUUCUUUUCCAGAUGCAGCUCCCUCUUUAAAUGCAAAGCUCUACCCCUCAGAGGACGGUCCCUGUCCUGGGAAAGUGUAAAAGCCGUGCAGUCUCACAGCACCUCUGGCCUUCCCGUGAAAAAGGCCAUGACCCAGAUCACACAGGGCAUUCCCCAUCCCUCCCUCACUCAUUCACCUGGAUGGAGACACAGUCCGUGGCCGUCAGGAGUUCGCAGCCUAGAGGGGAGACAGAUGGGCUCCACUAUCCCAUGAUGGUGUUAUCAGGAAAAUGUAUUUAAAACCCCCGGAAAGUGUCCACUGAGGACCCCAGGCCGAGACCCGGGCUCGUCUGCUCCUGGCCUUCCACAUGGCCCUGCGCUGCAUGAGGCUUUCAGGGCGCCAGAAGCAGCCAGUGGGAGGGGGCACACUGGGAGGAGCGGCUGGGGUGACCUUGGACCCCUGACGCAUUCUUACUUUAGUUUUCUUGUGUCUAAUGGGGUGACAGUGAUCUGCACCUUGUCACUGGAUGCCGAUGACUGCUGCUCAAAACCAUGGAUGUGAAAAGUUGUGAAAAUUCUGGCUUAAUGGCUAUUUUUAUUACCAAUUCCAAAUGGUUUGGGGGCAAGAAUCUUGCUAGCUUCCCUUACGUACCAAACCUUGGCAGAGGUCCCUCCCUGGACAGGGAGGCCUCUUCAGAAGUGCAGGCCACAGCAGGUCGCAGAGGGGACAGAAGCAGCCUGGGCUCACCGAAGAGCUGGUGUUUAAAUGGUUGGCAGGACCCUCGGAGGAAGGAGUUCAGGGAGGAGAGAGAAGGGAGGAACCGGUGGUCCAGGUGGCAGGAGCUGAGUAAGCCAGACACACGGGUCUGGACACAUCACUUACUCGGGACACGGCACACAGGCUGCUGGCAGUUAGCACAUGGUCUGUGGAAAGGAGUGGACAGAGGGGUGUUUUGAAAUGUAAGAGGCGCUUGAAUGCUGAGCUGAACCCGCCGGCCACUGCUGUCAAGUAGAACGCUGGGGCUGGCUCUGGGCGUCGGGGCACCAGCACGGCAGCAGCAGAACACGUACACGGCUCUCCCCGCUCACACCAGCAGCCAAGGCCAAGGGUGGCCGUCAGCACAGCUCAGAGGCCUGCUCCUCUUCCUCCUCCUCACUCACUAUGCAGAAUCCCAAGGGCACUGCCCUGUACCUGCCAGUGGGAGGGGUCUGCUGCCAGGUCACUGUGACUGUGGGCAAGUCGUUUCUCAUUUGCAAACAGUGCUGGCUUGGGUGACCCCCGAGGUGUUUUUCCUGCUGGGAAGCCCCCAGACCCAGCAGUGACGCCCUGGGAUGCCUGUUGGACAGCUGGCUUCCUGCUCGGUCCCCUGGCUUGGCCACGAGACCUGUUGCCCUUCAGGGUGUUCCAGGUGCCUAGUCCUUUUCCGCAUUCCUUCUCACUGCCCUCUUCAGUGAGCCCCGGAGGGGACAGAAGUAGCACCGGUUGGGCCUUUCCUCCAUACCAGGCUCUUUGCUGGGACCUUAGAAUACUGCUGUGCUGGGAGCUGUUUCUGCCCACUGCUUUCUGGUGCCAAGCUCCGUGCUAGACACAUGACCUUCGGCAUCUCAGCUCACCCUCAGCAGGUCUUGUGAGCUCCCAGCACCCUGGAGGUGCAGGAGCAGGUUGUAAAUCAGGCAAAUGGCUGUGACGCCAUAGCUCCCAUUUGCUAAGGGCAAGGUUCAGUGUCACAUGCUGUCCAUGCAUUAUCUUAUUUAUGCCUCAGAAUGAACCUAUGAACACAGCUCCAUUUGAGAGAAAAACAUUGUCACUGAGCUAGUAAGUGGCAGAGCUGGGAUUUGAAGAGGGUCCUCCCACCCUCGAGCCCUCGCCCUGCAGGUGCUGGCUUCCUCGACAGGGACGGUCUUGGUGGCUGAGGCUAGCGAGAUGAAACCAGAGAACAGGCAGAGGCCUGCCCUCUCAUGCAAGAGACCGAGACGUGUCCCCAGGGGUUGGUUUUAGGAUGGAUCAGAAUUCCGUAAAGGGGCCAUUCUGGUUGUCCAGUAGAGAUAAUGAGUUUGAAGGCGACACCCUGUCUCCUGACACAGCUGUCUGUGCUUCUG